Molecule: messenger RNA, 711 nt
Organism: Miscanthus lutarioriparius
Lineage: Eukaryota; Viridiplantae; Streptophyta; Magnoliopsida; Poales; Poaceae
Source: the annotation of a GenBank genome assembly
AUGCCCUGCGGGGUGUUCUGGACUGGGGCGGCGGCGAACGCCGUGGUUGUGGAGGCCGACGCGUUCAAGGAGUCGGACGUGAUCUACCAAGCCAUCAGCUCGCGGGGCCACCACACCGACAUGCUGCAGACUGCCGAGCUGGUGCACCAGUCGUCGACGGACGCGGCGGCGUCGCUGCUGGUGACGGCGCUGAACGAGGGGCGGGACGUGAUCAUGGACGACACCCUGUCGUGGGAGCCGUUCGUGCGGCAGACCAUCGCCAUGGCGCGGUCCGUGCACCGGCAGCGGUACCGGAUGGAGGUCGGCUACAAGGUCGCGGCCGACGGGACGACCACGGAGAAGUACUGGGAGCCCGUGGAGGAGGAGGCGGACGGCGAGCAGCAGGGACAGGGACGGCCCGCCAGCAGGACGAGGAAGCCGUCCCGCAUCGAGCUCGUCGGGAUCAUCUGCGGCGCCUACCUCGCCGUCGUCAGGGGCAUGAGGCGGGCUAUCAUAUCUGGGAGAGCCGUGCGGGUGCACUCGCAGCUCAAGUCGCACAAGCGCUUCGCCGGCAAGUUCCGCAAGUACUGCGACCUCGUCGACAACGCCAGGCUCUACAGCACCAAUACCAUCGCCGGCGCAAAGCUGAUCGGGUGGAAGGACAAGGACAGCCGGCUCCUGGUGGACGUGGAGGAGAUCGGGCUGCUGGACCGGGUGAGCCGGACCUUUUGA